AUGAGACAAGAAAUAGCAGCUGUGCAGGUCUACCUGAAGAGGCUACUGAUAAUGGCUGGGAAGCUGGAAUCGCACAAGGUCGAGCUGUUUGUUGAGGGGCUAGGUGUUGCACUGUGUGAGAAGUUCAUAGGACACUGGUACCCCGAACAUCCCAGCAAAGGACAGGCAUACAGGUGCAUCCGAGUCAACAGGUUCAACAAGGAGGAUCCAGUGAUCCUCCGUGCCUGCAGGGAGAGCGGAGUUCAGUACAGUGACCUGGGACUGCCCUAUGAAUUCACGCUGUGGGUGGAUCCUAGGGAGGUCUGGUGCAGGUACGGAGAGGAAAGUAUGGUCUUCUCAGUGGCCACUUUCUCCAGUGAUGAGAUACAGGACAAACAUGUCGCCAAGAAGGUGAUCAGUACUUUGACAGACGUGACAUCAGACUACCACUCAGAUUCUUCCUCAGAAAAAGAGAGAACACUCACUCCCCCUCUCACCAUUGACACAGGCCACAGUUCCAAGGGAUUAAACCCAGACGCUCCCGAGUGGUAUCCAAGUAAAACGGCACUUGUGGAAGGUGACAUUCCUCCACUGCCCACGUGUGAUUUCAUGCCUCAAAACUUCAGGGUCCCUCUUGACCAGACAUUCCCCGGACGCACUGAUGGGUCGCAGAUCUUGUUAGUGUCGCCAAAUAUAUUUGUAGAUCUUUUUUCAAAAAUGAAUCAAUCAAUAAAAUGAAACUGCUGACGUUUAGCCUGGGUUUUAACUUCAUCAAAUAGACGUGGGCCACCUGCUUCAUGAUCUUCGUUCUCACAGCCAACAGACACAGCCUAAAAACAUAAUUAUUCCAACCUUAACCAUAACCAGUUAAUGUCUAACCCUAAUUCUAACCUAACCAAAAUUCUAAUUUUAGCCCUAAACUUAACCAGUAACUUAGAAAUCAGAUUCUCCCUCAUUAAGAGCA
This is a messenger RNA of Solea solea (common sole), 943 nucleotides long. RefSeq names its product protein BTG3-like. Gene Ontology annotation, biological process: negative regulation of mitotic cell cycle; negative regulation of cell population proliferation. The transcript has a single exon. The record is from RefSeq and is a predicted model, not a curated record. The coding region runs from base 1 to 717 and encodes 238 amino acids. Lineage: Eukaryota; Metazoa; Chordata; Actinopteri; Pleuronectiformes; Soleidae. Gene Ontology annotation, cellular component: nucleus; cytoplasm.